UUUCUCCCUCACAGCGAUGCCGAUGUAUAAGGUAAAGCCGUACUACAGCGAACACCGAGUCAUUGACCCGCCCACCUGCAUGUACAGGAUAGCGAGCAUUCACCAGGACACCGGACGUGGCUCUUCGGACGCGGAGGAUGGGAAGAAUGAUCCAGCAAUACAGGCUUUGGAGUCAAGGCAAGAAGAAAUGCUAAAACGCCUGUAUGAGUUGAAAGCAGUUGUUGACAACCUCUCAAAGACUGUUCUGACCCCAGAUGCUGACCUCGAUGUUACAGAUAUCAACCCAGCUAAUUAUAUGCCGACCAUCUGCACAACAGCCAAUUUAGAUUCAGUCCUUGGAGAGAGUUUUGGUGUCCUGAGAGAUAUUGUCAUCAACGCCAACCCUUCUGAGCCCCCACUAUCUCUACUGGUCCUGCAUGGGUUGCUGUGCGAGCGUUACGAGGUGCUGUCUUCUGUGCACGUACACUCCUCUGUGGAGAACGUGCCCACUCGUCUCUUGAACUGUCUAGGUGAAGGAACCAAAAAUCGGCCACGCCAUGAGUACCAACUUGGCUUCACACUCAUAUGGAAACAAGUGUUUAAACCACAGAUGAAGUUUUGUGUUCAAAGUAUGUGCCCCAUCGAAGGUGAAGGAAACAUUGCUCGUUUCCUCUUCUCGUUACUUGGCAACAGCUACAAUCCUGUGACAUCCACCAUCAUUGACAGCUGGGUGGACACUGCUAUCUUCCAGCUGAAAGGGGGCAGCAACAAAGAGAAAGCAGCUGUAAUGCGCUUGUUAAACACCAAUCUCGGCAAGAGUCCUUGGAUCAUUGGUGCUGACCUCUCAGUGGCUGACGUUGUAUUAUAUUGUACUUUGCAGCAGUCAGAAGGUGAAAAUAGUGUUCCAACUAACGUUCAGAAAUGGAUCAAAUCCUGUGAGAAUCUGGCAUCCUUCAAUCUAGCACUAAAGCUGAUGUAAAGACAAAAUGUAGUUUUAACUCUUUCCAUCUGAUGUCUAUGCAGUUAACCUUUCACAUGUGAGACAGAACCUGUCUAACUCUCAAACUGAUUAAUAAUAAAUGUCUUAACAUC
Molecule: messenger RNA, 1071 nt
Organism: Callorhinchus milii (elephant shark)
Lineage: Eukaryota; Metazoa; Chordata; Chondrichthyes; Chimaeriformes; Callorhinchidae
Gene: aimp2
Product: aminoacyl tRNA synthetase complex interacting multifunctional protein 2
Cellular component (GO): aminoacyl-tRNA synthetase multienzyme complex
Source: RefSeq, marked provisional